CAUCGUUAUUAUCAUCUCUGAAAGUGAAAAACAGUUCAACCAUGGCGGAAAUCCAAGCAAUCUCCACAACUUUGGUGCAAGCCAGAAGCCACAAUAACAGCGACGUCGUUCCAAGAAUGGACUUAACUCCAUGGGAUCUCCAACUUCUUGAAGUCGAAACCAUCCAAAAAGGACUUCUCUUCCACAACCCUGAGUCUCAAGACACUUACAUCCAACACCUUAAAGACUCUCUUUCUUCAACACUAGAUUUUUUCGUUCCACUUGCUGGACGUCUCGCCAUUUCUGAACAUGACGAUGGUACGAUAUCUGUUUCCAUUUCUUGUAACAAUGCUGGUGCUCUGUUUGUCCAUGCCUUAGCUAGAAGCAUUGCACUUUCAGAUAUUCUCGACUCCAUCUACGUUCCUCGUGUUGUCCAUUCCUUGUUUCCGCUGAACGGAGUGAAAAAUAUCGAAGGCACUUCUAAGCCAUUGUUAGCUGUGCAAGUUACAGAGCUAGAAGACGGAAUCUUCAUCGGUUGUUCGAUUAAUCAUUCUGUUGUUGACGGUAGGUCGUUUUGGCAUUUCUUCAAUUCUUGGGCUGAAAUUUCUCGAGGUUUGGGCAGAAUAUCCAAGCUUCCUGCUCUUGAACGCUGGUUUCUUGAGGGGAUCGAGCAACCUAUUCGGUUUCUUUUCACAAAGGAAAAUCAAAACUCCGAUGGAUUAAUUCAGCCGCUGGCGCCACCGCCAGAGAGAGUGUUUCACUUUACAAAGGGAAAGAUUUCUCAACUGAAAUCAAAAGCCAACGCAGAGGUUAAUUACACCAACAAAAUAUCAUCUCUGCAAGCACUUUUAACUCAUGUUUGGCGGUCUGCGAUACGUAACCAACGUCUUGAUCCAAAGGAAGAUGUCAGUUUUUUCGUAAUAAUAGGUGCUAGACCCAGAAUAUUGAACCCACCAUUACCGGAGAGUUAUUUUGGAAAUGCUGUGCAUAUCGGUAAAAUGACCAAGAAGGUAGGGGAAUUCCUUGAGGAAGGGCUUGGCAAUACUGCUCUGGAAAUGAACAAGAUGAUUUCUUUACACACAGAAGAGAAGAUUAAGGAUUUCUUGAAGUCUUGGAUAAAAAAACCAGAGUUUUUAAGAGUUAGUGGGGUUAGAAGUGACAAUAGAUUGGUCACGAGCAGUUCUCCGAGGUUUGAUAUUUACGGAAAUGACUUUGGUUGGGGCAAGCCUGUGGCGGUUCGAAGUGGUUCUGCAAAUAAAGCUCGCGGAAAGCUGACUGUUUAUCCUGGGGUAGAAGAAGGUAGUAUUGACAUUGAACUUUGCUUACGUUUCGAGGUUUUAGAGGCCUUGGCAAAUGAUCCUGAUUUCAUGAAUUUUGCUUCUAUCUAGUGGAUGUCUUCAAGGCUAAGAUUAAGUUCAGUUUAAAAUAUAUAUUUGUGAGUCGGAACACAAUAAUCCUGUAUGAUAAAGGCUUUAAUAAGGUUGUUUGUGUAGUGUGAGUGCAAUUGAUCCUUUGUUGUUGAUUAAUGUUUGCUCUAUUUUCAAUUAGAGUUACGAGAAAAGCAUUGAACUCGAUGACUCGUGAUUCGCCUAAGCUGGGAUUUUCUA
Prosopis cineraria is the source of this 1586-nucleotide messenger RNA. RefSeq lists its product as uncharacterized. NCBI's taxonomy places the organism in Eukaryota, Viridiplantae, Streptophyta, Magnoliopsida, Fabales, Fabaceae. The transcript has a single exon. The record is from RefSeq and is a predicted model, not a curated record. The coding region runs from base 42 to 1367 and encodes 441 amino acids.